CUACGUCACCCCGGCAUCGUGAUUGGUUCCUGGUGAUAUGAGGCGGAAAGGGAGGCGCCGUGGCAUCACUCCUUGCGCAGCUCAGCCUUAGCCAGUAACCAUUCACUCACUAGAUCCCGAGGACAGAGGAGCUGCAGCUUAUUCUUGGCCCAAUACUGGGGAACAAGAUCUGGGCACAACCUAGGCCUUCGAUAGGCUUCGAUUUGGAGACAAGUGAACUGAUGGCUUUCAUAUAGAGGACUUGCUUGAAUAUCACGAAGUAGGAAUGCUUCACCUCUCUCCCAGGCCUUGGAAGUAUCUAUGAAAAGGCUCAACUUCGCUCAAACCAUGGCUUCAGAACCAGAGGAGUUAAUAGUGAGUGCAUACAGCAAGAAUGUAUCUCUUGGAGAUCUUUAUAAUCUCUCUACAAAGGAAUACUCUCCUGGUGACACAAAACAUGCCAUCAACAUAGAACAAUGCAAACCAAAAUAUAAGAUUGUGAUUAAAUCAAAGAAAGAAAUUUCAGGAAUUGUGGAAAAAUCGCAAAGAGUGAAGGACACACCUUGGGCCCAAGAUUUUACAAACACAAAUUAUUCAGACUAUAUUCUUCUGCAGGGGAGAAAAAUUUGUGAAUAUAAGGGCAAUGUGAAACCUCAUAUAAAGCUGCAUGUUGUUUCCUCCAUUUAUUAUAAGUCAUAUAUUGAUGUGCUAAUUUGUUUUGAUCAUGAGAUUGAGGAGAAAGACAUAGUAGACUUGAAAAAUUACAUUGAAUCUCUCAAAGGAAUGAAAAUAAGUAAAGACAUCCAAAAUAGAGGUGAAGGUACAGAUUUUGAUAAAAAUCAACCAGAUACCACCAUAGCAUAUCUACCACAAAAAAUUGAUCAUAAAUUUUCAAUUGGAUAUAUAUAUGAGAAAAAUAAAACUGUAGCAUCAUCAGUUAAGUAUGGGUUAGAAGAAUUCUGUCAUUAUUUAGUACACUCAGAUACAGGGGCAAGUUUCCUGUGGAUUGCAAAGUAAAGAGACCUCUGAACACUUCAUCUUAUGCAUCUGUGGUAAAGAAUGAGCCUAGAAUCUGUGUUUCUGAUAAGGUACGUGCUGCCCAUUCAGAGCUUGACCAAUCUUACUGUAUUGGUGUACCUGAUAAUGCAGCACAUGUGGUGAAACCAAGCCAAGGAGUUGAAUUACCAGUCACACACAAAACCCAAAGUAAAACAAAAACCAGAGGAAGUGACAGUACUACUUUUGACCACCACUGUCCUGUAACAGUGGAGGAUUCAGAGCAGAAAAAAAGCAUUCCUGACAAAAUGCACACUCACAUCCUAAGAACAGAUAGAAAUUUGUCUGAAAAAACAGUUUACAGGAAUGUAGAACAGCAGGUAAUUAACCUCCAAGUUAGUGACAGAAAAAAGGCUUUUUCUGGAAAGCAAAUUGAUAAGAAAGCAGGGCAGCUGGUAAUUCCUCACCAAGUUAAAGAAGGAAAGUCAUGUCUUUAUAAUAAUAGUGAAACACACAGUAAUUUUGAGGUCCCUCAGGAUGAUGCAUUUAGCCAGUAUUCAAGAAAAAACAUUAUCCCUCAGUCCAGCCAGAAUCCAACAACACCAGAAUGUGUUCAUUUGGAUACAUACGCAUCUAAAAACAUUAAAAGUUAUAAAUCAAAGUCAUAUGAUUCUACUGUGCAUGAUAAUGCUCAAGAAAUGCAGUAUCAGGAAAAAACAAACUUGCCUAAUUUAACAAAUGUUGGUAGCAUGAAUAUUUCAGAAAACCAAGAAAGCCUAGAGAGAAACCAAUUGAAAUUUGAACACAAGGCUGACCAUGUUAUGUCUGAAAAAUCUCUUAGUGGUAAAUCAAAUCCACCUGAAUUUAACAGUAGCAAUGCUGAAUCUUCCACACUUUUUGUCCCAGUGAAAGAAACAGAGGUAUGUGGAAUCACAAGAAAAUUUUAUGGAGUUAUUCCUGAAGCUGAAGGAAAAACUAUAAUUCUCUUAGGUGCAUCUGGGAGUGGUAAAACCACAUUAGUAAAUUUUAUAGCAAAUUAUUUUAUUGGUAGCAGAAAAGCUACUGGUAAACUCAUUCAGGUAGCAAGAAAUUCUAAUGACAUUCAAGGACACACCACUCAGAUAACUGGCUAUACUUUUUGUGAAAGUAAGAAUGACCAUCCAUUUACAAUCAUAGACACACCAGGGCUCAAUGAUUCCUCAGGAGCUGAAGUCCAUGACCAUGUCCAGUCUCUCAAAACCUUCUUGGCGAAUGCUGACUCACAAAACUUAAAAAUACAUGCCAUAGGUUUUGUAGCACAAGCCCAUAUAGUGCGACUAACUUCAUCAGAACGCUUAGUCAUGGAUUACAUUUCCUCAUUGUUUGGUAAGGAAAUUGAAAAGCAUGUUAUCUCCUUUGUAACAUUUUCUGACAAUCAAGAGACUCCACCAGUUGUGGAAGCAAUUAACAGGUAUGGUGUGAACUGCUGUGUUUUUCUCAAGUUUAACAACUCUGCUCUCAGUAACAGUAAAGAAGAAGAAAUUGAUGAGCUGGACAAAAUUUAUUGGCGGAUUGGAUGUAAAAGCUGGAAGAAGUGUAUAAAACUACUUGAAAAUCUUCUUCCCCUCUCUUUCAAAUCUUUGACAGAUGAAAUUUAUGUGACACAAAUUAUGGAAGUGGCAGAGAGAGACCUUUUGACUGAAAUAAAGGAUUUUAUGAAUUACCUUAGAAAAAAUAAAGUUAUUAAUAAGGAAGUAUUGAAUAACACUGAAAGAGUUUGGACCUUAGCAGAAACAGUAGAGGAACUAAGGUUUAUGAAAACAUCACAGUACUCAUCUGUUAAUAAUAUCUUGCUGAACUAUGUUGAAGAAAUAUGUGCAUCACAGAACUCAUACUUGUCCACAAAAGAGUGUAUGAAAUCACUUUAUUUAUCUCCAUCAAGACCAUUAUUAAAGGCAGGUCUGGCAAUCAUAUCCAGUGCUGCACCCAUAUAUAACUCUGUAAAGCAAAUAUGGAAUCAGUCACCAAAAUGGGAACAAAAACUUGAUCCCCCAGAGAUGCUCUUUUGCCAUGUUUGUAAUUAUUACCAUGUUUUCACCAGAAUAGAAACACGCUCAUGGAUGAAUAAAGUGACAACAAAUUAUAACAUUGGAUACAAGUGUACAGAGUGUAAGUGUCCAGGAGAUGUUCAUGGGGAGAAUGGAAAGGAAGAUGAAAAAUAUGAACAUCCUGAAUCAUAUGGAUUUACACCUUUGAGUUUGCUUCAUCAUACCAGAAAUAAUAUUGAGAAAGUUCUUGGAGAUCUAUGCUUACCAGAGUAUAAGAUUCAAGAAAAUGAAUACAUUAAAUGGUUAGAAUGCUUUGUGAAACAAGAAGCACAACAGUUUUGCAAGGAUCUACUCAGUAUUCAGUAGUCAAACUGUCAGGUUCUCUCUCUCUCUCUCUCUCUCUCUCUCUCUCUCUCUCUCUCUCUCUCUCUCUCUCUCUCUCUCUCUCUCUCUCUCUCUCUCUCUCUCUCUCUCUCUCUCUCUCUCUCUCUCUCUCUCUCUCUCUCUCUCUCUCUCUCUCUCUCUCUCUCUCUCUCUCUCUCUCUCUCUCUCUCUCUCUCUCUCUCUCUCUUGUUAAUAUCAGCAUUUCUGGUCAGACCCAAGUUCUCCAUAAAUCCAAGCUUCUGAUUCUUAUAGAAACUUGUGUCUAGCAAUUUGUAGAGUUUCUUAUAGAAAAUGUGGUGGUCUCUUGGAUGAUAUUGCCCACCUAAAAAAAAAAUAAAUAAAUAAAUAAAUAAAUGUAAUAAAAGUUACUAAGAUUCAGUACCUAUAUGUUCAUACCAAGAUCCCAC
Messenger RNA from Scylla paramamosain (green mud crab), 3793 nucleotides. RefSeq lists its product as uncharacterized. Lineage: Eukaryota; Metazoa; Arthropoda; Malacostraca; Decapoda; Portunidae. The transcript has 4 exons. Gene Ontology annotation, molecular function: GTP binding; ATP hydrolysis activity. The coding region runs from base 1284 to 3368 and encodes 694 amino acids. The record is from RefSeq and is a predicted model, not a curated record.